AUGUCUCCUACCAAGGUUCGUGGAAUGCUUAACAACAUUAAGUCGACUCAAAACAGCGGCAAUGAUUCGUCUCCAUUCCAGCCCUCGCCCGCCGACUCGGUGGCAUCGCCGCGAGUGUUUUGGCAAAACCGCAAUUCGGAGAACAUGUACGGCAACGGCUCGCCCUCUCCGACCCGGCGCUCAUCGAUCGAGCGUCUCCAGAAAGCUUCCCGCGUCAAGAAUAGCAACAUCAAGGCUCUCGAGCAGAAGCAGGAAUAUGACCCAACCCGAGUUCCUCAGAUCGAGAGACCUCUAGCCAAGGUCCAGAGCACAUACGGUUUGCCGGUAGGCUCCCCCGGCCCUUACUACGCUGAUGGCGACAAGUCCAUUGCUGUGCCCGCGCCCAUGAGUCCAACAAAGUCAGAUAAUUCUGGUCCCAGUACGCCCAGAGGGCCCAGCAAAGACCAGGCUUCACCCACCAAAUCGUCACUUUCGCCAUCCAAAUUCAAGAGCAGCUUCGACCAUGAGACGGGCAUGUGGUCUGCAGAUGUAUCUGCCGUGGACGGCUCUCCCAGCGGCCGCCCCUCGCAUCGGCACACGAAGAGCGUGACCUUCGACGCUGCGCCGCCCCAGAUCAACGAGUACGAGAUGGCCACUCCGGAUCUCUCUUCUAUCGGAACGAAUUCGCGCGAGGGCAGCUAUGACUCCAUGGAUGAGGACGAGGAGGAAGACGAGGAUCUUCUCUACGAUCCCAAUCACAUGGGCGGCCACGAUGAUGAGAGUUUCGAUGCAUCUCUCGAGGAUACAGACAAGACCCCAGUCGUCGGCCCCGAUGAUUGGGCCAGAGACAACUCUUUGAUGAACAACGAGCAUGACGAGUAUGAUGGAAGCCUGCCUGAAGGGGGUCUGGCAGGAACCAGUUCGGGGCGUCUGUCCAUCGGGUCCGUUGCAGAAAAUCGCCCUCUUCCCCCUCUUCCAGGAAGUCAUGUCAGAAGCCAGUCUACCGGCUCUGUGCCCUCGUCUCCUGCGCUCUCUCAGGACCCGGAGAAGAUGGGUGGUUCUCAUAGAAGCUUACCUGUUCCACCUCCAGCCUCAGCCACAAAGUCCGAUAUCGAAGACUUCAUCAGCGGCAAGAUGUCACUUGAGGAAAGACUGAAGCUCAUGAUGAUGUCUGAUGACAGCAGCGGUAAGACCGCUGCCGAACAACAGCGCGAGCGACGUCUUCGCCGAAGUUCUGGUCGCAGUCGCAGCUCACUGUCCCGUGACGACACACUCAACACGGCUGACGGCCACGAUAGCCAAAUCGCCCUCGACAUCCACAAAGACGAAGAGGGCGAGGUCCAUGAAGAGGAAGACAAUCUUGGCGACAUGUCUGGACUGGGAGACUAUCAGCUGCCACAGCCCAUCUCUAGGGAGUCCAUCAUGAAGCGUGUCAACGGGAGCAAGAUAUUGUCGGAUCCCGAAUCAGAGUACAACUUUUCUUCGCCGCCGGGGAGCCCCCUUCGAGACCAGCACUUUCCUCUUGACCCCGAUGUUCCCAUUCCGUCAACUGAAGACUCUCUGCUGGAUGACGAGGACAAUGAGGACGAUGAAGACGACGACCGUUCUUAUGAUGAUGAUGAAGGCGACGGCCCGUAUGAUGAGGAUGAUCCCGUGGAGAGCAGCGUGAUUAUUCAUCGGGUUAUCCAUGAAGACGAUUCCGAGCUCGACUACGAUUCCGAAUACGAUGACGAAUAUGACGACGAGUCUCACUUCGAAUCUGACGAUGACUUGGAUGCUUCGGGCUCUCAUUAUGGGGGUGAUGACAGCCAAUAUACGGAGUCUGGGCUUAAGACUGAGCCCACUGAGAACACCGUGGAGGACCCAGCCAAGGAGCCUACCGAGGAACCCGCCGAGGAACCCGCCAAGGAGUUUGUCAAGGAGCUUGUCAAGGAGCUCGUCGCCGAAGCCGACAAGGAACCUGCCAAGGAACCUGCCAAGGAGUCUGUGGAAGAAUUAUCGCCUCCGGAACAUGAUGUUAGCGAAGAGGCGCUGACUCCCCGUGCCGUCUCUCCGGCGGGAACUGAAGACGAAACACACACCGAGGCUGAAUCUAGUAUGGUCAGCGAAUCGGCACUCUCGGUUUCUGAUCUAUCAUCGGACGCCACUCCCGAAGCUACAUUGGAGAUAUCUUCGUUUGACCCUUCUAUGCUUGAGGGCUCUGAGCUUGAACCAGCCGCUCUUGAAUUUAAUCGCGAAGUACCAGAGGCAACGGACUCGGAGGGAGAGCACGACGUAUCACCAAAAGUAUCAAACGAAAUCCUCCGAAACAAGACUCCAGAGAAGCUGGUCCCCAAACCUGAAUACGACGGUACCGGCUGGGGCGACGAUUCAUACGCAGACAGAUCGGAAGAUAGAUCGGAAACUCCCGACUCUGUCAUCCAUAACCCCGUCUCUGACGAAGAGGAGAUUGUCCGCAAAGAAUCCCCCGAGAUUCCCGAACGGCUCGCAACGAUCAAGGCCUCCGGUUCCAAGCUGAAGACGAGGAUUUCCAACACGCCUUCGGAUAUCGUGGCUAUGCGGGAGGCUCGUAGGCACGUCAGUGGUGAAAUACCUAGUGUGCCAUCGAUCCCAAGCAAGCAUCGUGCGCUCAUGUCAAGAGAUGGUAACGAUGCCGAACUGAGCAAUGACAGUUUCCUGGCUCGGCAUCCAAGCUUUAAGAACAAGAGCCUGACAUUGGACCUGGACAUGGGCCUCAGCUUGGAUAAAGACUUUGAACGAGUCAUUGAAACGCAAAAGGUAGCUUUUAGUCGCCCCUAUUCUCACACAACACAGAUGACCACCAACCACAACCACUCUUCGCCUCGACAAGUGUCAGGGAAGCAGCACACUUCACCAGAUAAGAAUCAACUCGAUGCUAAUAUUACAUCUCGUUCUCAGCGCGGAUACCUCAUGCGACAAAACACCAAACUCGUGUCUGCCAGCGACAAGGAUGCCGAGGAUUCUUGGAAAGCACGAUCUGCUAACAAUUCACCCAUCAAGUCGAAUCGGCCGCAGUCGUGGACAGUGGAGCCCUGGAACAGCCAAACUCGUCGCAGUAUUCGAAAGGGCCAGCCGAUAUUAAGCCCCGUUCCGCCACUGCCGGGCCAGGAGAGCAAUUCGACCACUCUGAACAAGGUUGUUGAAGAAGAAUACAGUGUUGAUGCGGCCGGCCCAGACGCGGGUGAGAGAGGCCGCCUGUUUGUCAAGGUCAUUGGUGUCAAGGACCUUGACCUACCAAUUCCAAAGAAUGAGCGCAGCUGGUUCAGCCUCACUCUAGACAACGGUGUUCACUGUGUGACGACAGCUUGGCUGGAGCUGGCUCGCAAUGCACCCAUUGGACAAGAAUUCGAACUUGUCGUGCCCAACGACCUCGAGUUCCAGCUCACGCUGAAUGUCAAGCUGGAGAAGCCGACGUACUCCCAUGUCCAGCCUGCGGCAGUCAAGAUGACAAAACCCAAGACAUCCACAUUCAGCAGGGUGUUUGCAUCACCCAAGAAGCGAAAGGAGCUUGAGCUUCGACAAAGGGCAGAAGAAGAGCGCUUUGCGCUGCAGCAAAAGGAAGCGCUGGCACAAAAGCGUAAGGAUGCCGGCUCGGCCUAUGAGCUCCUCUCACCGCUGGCUGCUGAAGAUGGAAGCUUUGCUCGAGCUUACAUCUCCCUGAAGGAGCACGAAACCCGAUGCUUCGGCCGCCCGUACACCGUCGAAGUGGUCUGCUUCAACGAGUGGGCCACCGAGGAAGAGAGUUUUGCGUCCACCAUCAAGAGCAAACGAGGCAACGCUGCUGGCAUUCUCAGAAAGGCGCCGUACAACAUCGGGAAGCUGGAGCUUCAGCUUCUCUUUGUACCGCGCCCCAAGAACGUUACGGAUGAUGACAUGCCCAAGAGCAUGAACUCAUGCAUUCGGGAGCUCAAGGCCGCCGAAGAGAGGCUUGCCCGUAACUGGGAGGGUGUUCUGAGCCAGCAGGGUGGUGACUGUCCUUACUGGCGCCGCCGAUACUUUAAGCUUGUUGGCACAAAGCUGACUGCAUACCACGAGGCUACUCGCCAGCCCCGAGCGACGAUAAAUCUUUCCAAUGCCAAACGGUUAAUUGACGAUCGUCGAACAUUGAUGGAGAAGGAGACGACGGGCAAGGGAGGCAAACGCCGCAGGUCCGCCUUUGCAGAAGAAGAAGAGGGGUACAUGUUUGUUGAGGAGGGUUUCCGCAUCCGGUUCAACAAUGGCGAGGUGAUUGAUUUCUACGCCGACUCUGCCGAGGACAAGGAAGGCUGGAUGAAGGCCCUUUCCGACGUCAUUGGCCGUGGUGAUACCGGAUUGGAAGAGGAUGCCAGCGGGCCCCGGUCGCGGGCCAAGUGGUGCGAGCUUGUCUUCAAGCACGAGGAGCAGAUUCGACGCCGAACGGACAGUCGGAGAGUGCACUCACGGACAAGGAGCACGUUCAACUAA
Trichoderma aggressivum f. europaeum is the source of this 4443-nucleotide messenger RNA. RefSeq lists its product as uncharacterized. The transcript is spliced from 4 exons. The record is from RefSeq and is a predicted model, not a curated record. Lineage: Eukaryota; Fungi; Ascomycota; Sordariomycetes; Hypocreales; Hypocreaceae. The coding region runs from base 1 to 4443 and encodes 1480 amino acids. Gene Ontology annotation, molecular function: GTP binding.